Nasonia vitripennis (jewel wasp) is the source of this 2649-nucleotide messenger RNA. It is a transcript of the gene CCE-A4, whose product is annotated as carboxylesterase clade A, member 4. The record is from RefSeq and is a predicted model, not a curated record. NCBI's taxonomy places the organism in Eukaryota, Metazoa, Arthropoda, Insecta, Hymenoptera, Pteromalidae. The transcript has 9 exons. Bases 188 to 1801 code for a protein of 537 amino acids.
UAGGCCCUCUUAAAAUGAUUUUAAGAUGAAAUAAAGGCAGCUCAUAACAUUGCUAGGAUAGCUGGUCUAGCUUUCAUUUCAAUAAUUCGACUUUAAAAUUGGUGAUGUGUUAUUGAACGUAGUAGUUAAACGCAUCCAAUGACGCAUAGAAUUCAUCAAUAAAUUAGUCGUGGCAAAGCUACUCGACAUGUCGGAGCCAAUCGUAGAAAUUGCGAACGGCCAAAUACGUGGCAUAACCAAGCGCAGUAUUGAGGGCUACGAUUACAUUGCGUUUAGAGGGAUCCCUUAUGCAGAACCACCAGUUGACGAUUUCAGAUUUAAAGAUCCAGUCCCAGUAAAAAAUUGGACUGGCAUAAAAGAUGCUACAAAGUACGGAGAUAUAUGUGCACAAUUUGAUUUAACACUACGCAAUUUUGGUGGAAACGACAACUGUCUUUUCAUUAACGUUUACACAAGAUCACUCAAAAAUGUUGAAAAGAAAAAACCAGUCAUGGUAUGGAUACAUGGAGGAGCAUUUUUGUAUGGGUCUGGCAAUGACAUGCAUUUUGGGCCUGAUUAUCUACUAAGAAAAGAUAUAGUCCUUGUUACGUUCAAUUAUAGACUUGGAGUAUUCGGUUUUCUAAACUUGGAAGACGAAGUUGCUCCUGGCAACCAAGGGCUAAAAGACCAACUCUUGGCCUUGAAAUGGGUUCAGCAAAAUAUUGAAGUUUUUGGUGGAGAUCCUAAUAAUGUUACGAUUUUCGGUGAAAGUUCAGGGGCAGUUUCAGUACACUAUUUAUGUUUGUUUCAUGCAAAUAAAGGUCUAUUUCAUAAAGCAAUUAGUCAAAGUGGUACAUCUUUUCACAAUUGGGCAAGAGUGAAGAAUCCAAAAACAUAUGCCUAUGCAUUAUGUCGAGCAUUAGGUAAUAAAACAACUGAUCCAAAAGAAGCUGUGACAUUUUUAAGAUCAAUUGGUAGCGAUGAAUUAGUCAAGGCCCAAGAAGAAGUUAGACGAGCUAGCGAUAACGUAGGAAAUAGAUUUUCAUUUGGCCCAGAUAUAGACGACAAAUCAUCAGAUCCUUACAUGCCGGUUGCACCAGAGAUCGAAGCUUUAAAAGGUGUUCACAUACCUUACUUGAUCGGGCACAAUAAUCGUGAAGGAAUCCUUGCGUUACUAGAUGAUAAAACUUUUACAGCGUUACAAAAAGAAAAAUAUCAAUACAUCCAAGAAAACUUCGAAAAAACUAUCCUUCCACGUACACUAGAUACGUUAAAGCAUUAUAAUUUAACUCCCGAAGAUCUGAGAAAAGAAUAUUUCGGGAACAAGGCCAUAUCUCUGGACACCAGUGGUAUAUAUGCUGACAUGUGUAGCGAUUUAUACUUUGUAGAAUCAGUUCAUCGAGUUUUAAAAAUUCAAGCUGAAAAGAGCAAAACGCCAACCUACUAUUACAAAUUCUCUUAUUCGGGACAAGUUUCGUUGACAAAGGCAUUGCUUCUAAAUCCUAUAACUGGUGCUUGUCACUUUGACGAAGUAGAAUAUCUGUUUUUCGUGAAGCUACGGAUACCGUUAGGCUUAGGUUCUCUAAAACGAGGAACUCCAGGUUACAGAGUAAUGGAACGAAUGACAGAAAUGUGGACGAAUUUUGCUACAUAUGGUGAACCAAUACCUGAAAAAACAAAUCUCCUGACAGAAGAGUGGCCCCCGAUCGAUGAUGGAACAAAUCUUCGUUGUUUAAACAUCAACAAGUUUAUAGCAAUGGAGACAGUGGAAAACUUAGAUAAACGAUUUUUAUCUAUACAAUCGUCUUCCACUAAGAGCUGAGCUCUAUUUAACUCGGAAUUAAUAAUAGUACAAAGAAUAAAAAUAAAAUCCAUCUUCAUAUUUCAUUAAAUAAUAAGCAUAUCAUGUUAAAAAAUUUUAAAACAUUGUUUAAAAAUUCAAAGAUAUGUUUCUUGUAUGGCCAGGAAUAAAUUUAGAAAUACGUAAUACAAAAACUGACAAUGUACGGUACACACUUUAUUCAAUACUGGGUCAUAUGUUUCUUUUGGGUUUGAUAAAAUGCAUAUGUUUUAAAAAUACUGUGCUUGUCAAUGUAUAUCUUACCCUUUGGAUAUGAUUACACGUAUAAUUAUGGUUUUAAAUAACUAGCUCGAUUCAGCACGUGCUUCGCGCGCCUAAUUUUCUUGAGACUAGAAAUUUAAAAUCGGAACUUUAAAAAUGUAUGGAUUGACGCGUGCUUGAAUUAGCAGUCACAAAAAUAUUAACAUUUUACUUAAUUUUGUAUAUUUGCAAUUCUGACGAAAAUUGGCCCACACGUAUAUGUGUAAUAUGUGUAAGACAUUUUAUGUAAGAGCUUUAUAAUUUACUGAAGUUAUAACCUUUUCAUCAAUUAUUGUGUACACUUUGAUUUCUUCUUUUUUAACUGAUUGACAAUAUUUGUAAAAAUAAAAAUCAACAUUUCAUUUUUAAAUAAAUUAAGAUAGCCUGGUUCUCUUUAUAAAAUAUCCGAAUUUUAUUCAAAAAUGAAAAAAUGUUCACUGCAUUGAAUAAUAUAUAGAUAUUACUAUUUAAUGUCCAUUAUUAUGUACAAAAGUUGAUAAUGUUUACUAAGUAUCACUUAUUGAUCUAAUUAAAAGCACAAGUAAUAUUAACAUACUAAGAACAAAGAA